This is a messenger RNA of Hyphopichia burtonii NRRL Y-1933, 1473 nucleotides long. Its product is annotated as origin recognition complex subunit 5. Gene Ontology annotation, cellular component: nuclear origin of replication recognition complex; nucleus. The coding region runs from base 1 to 1473 and encodes 490 amino acids. Gene Ontology annotation, molecular function: DNA replication origin binding. Gene Ontology annotation, biological process: DNA replication; DNA replication initiation. The transcript has a single exon. NCBI's taxonomy places the organism in Eukaryota, Fungi, Ascomycota, Pichiomycetes, Serinales, Debaryomycetaceae. The record is from RefSeq and is a predicted model, not a curated record.
AUGGAACAGGGAAGAUUGGGUCUCGGAGAAUUGAAGAAUCGGGUGAAGGCUCGAGAUGUUGAAUUAGAUCUUUUGAAUUCUUUCAUUACCAAGGAUCCAGCGUCUCUGAUUCCCUCUUUGGUGGUGAGUGGUUAUAAGGCAGUUGGUAAAACAUACACCAUUCAGAGCUAUUUAGAGGCCAUGGGGAUCAACAAUACCAUUGUCAGGUGUGAUGAAUGUAUCACUCAAAAGCUUUUACUUCAAAGAUGCCUUAAAAAAAUCAAGAAAGAUAGUGGAGUUGACUUGACCAAGUACCAACAACAAUUCAAUUAUAAGGGUCAAGAGGUAUCAAAUAUUGAUUUGUUAUGUGAAAACUUUGCAAGUUUCGUUGUGGCGUUGGAGCAAUUCGUUGAGGAGUCAAACUAUAAGGAGAAUCAUGUUUUGGUGUUGGAUAGAUUUGACCAAUGCAUCGACUCCACUAGUAAUCUAUUUCCUGCUUUUCUUCGGCUACAUGAAUAUUCCAAGAUUAAUAACAUUAGUAUUGUAUUCAUAGUGUCACACGACGAUCCAAAAGAAGUGGUGACGUUUUCUAUACCCCAUAUUUUCUUCGAUGCAUAUUCAGAAGAACAGGUUGUUGAAAUAUUACAAUCGAAUCAGUUUUGCUUUUUUGGAGAUGAAAGGUUCGACGACAAAGUCGAACAUGAUUUUUGGAUAAAAUACACCAAGCUUAUUGUUGAUAUCUUUUUCUCUUAUACCGGUUCCGACAUGAACUUUUUGAUUGAUAUAUGUGAUAAGCUUUGGAACAGUUUUAUAAAUCCAGUAAUACUGGGUAAGUAUAAACCGAAUGAGUUCAUAAAAAUAUACCAAGAGGACAAAGGUUUGUUCGACAACGAUAAUAUAAUUAACAACUCUUCCAUUCAAGAAUUCUCAUCAGCAAAAGAGGAGGAAGAAAAUAAUUCUAUCAUUGUUAAAGAUUUACCUUAUCAUUCCAAGUUUAUUCUCAUCGCUUCUUACUUGGCUUCUUUUGUUGAGCCAAAGAAUGAUCUACAUUUCUUCUCCAAAAUGAAUUCAUUGAAAGUGAAGACUCGUAAGAAUAGCAAAAAAAAUUUGUUAUCCAAAAGUGAUAUUGAUAAUAGAUUACUUUCACCUAAUUAUUUCGAUUUAGAGAGAUUGAGAGCUAUUCUAUCCGUCAUAUACAGAAAUGAAGCGGAUCCUUUGAGUAGGUCAAACCUGAACUUUUAUCACUUAUACCAAGAUUUGUCUGAAAGAGAGCAGGCUAGAAAAGAUCAUGAAUUCUCUACUUUCAGUUUGAAUACGACUAUUGACUUGAACAGUCAAAUUGCUACAUUGGCUUCCCUUGGGCUUAUCACUCGAACUUACGCACUUGAUAUCUUGAGUUCCAAAAUUAGAUGGAAAUGUAAUAUAAGUUGGUCUACAGUAGAGGCAAUCUCCAAAGAUAUUAACUUUCCCUUGCUGAAUUAUCUUGCAGAAUAA